CUCGGCCAGCGGCGCGACACGCCGUGGCGCUAUAGCAACGGGUAACUACCCGCCGGGAGAGAGUGGCGCUAGGCCAUGUCUGGCCUCACCGACGAGACCGCGGGAGACCUGCCGGUGAGAGACCUCGGUCCGGACCCCUUCGGAGCGGGAGGGCCGCAAGAAACGUCAACAACACGAAUGAUGAAGUCUCACCAGGCUGUGUCACGGAUCAGUCGUGAGGAGCUGGAGGACAGAUUUUUGCGUUUGCACGAUGAGAACAUUCUCCUUAAGCAGCAUGCCCGCCAGCAAGAGGAUAAAAUUAAAAGAAUGGCCACCAAGUUAAUCCGGCUCGUUAAUGACAAGAAAAGGUACGAGCGGGUGGGUGGCGGCCCCAAGCGGCUGGGACGAGACGUGGAAAUGGAAGAAAUGAUGGAGCAGCUGCAAGAGAAAGUUCGUGAGCUGGAGAGACAAAAUGAAGUCCUCAAAAACAGGCUGAUCGCGGCCAAACAGCAACUUCAAAUCCAGGGCUACAGGCAGACCCCGUACAACUAUGUGCAGUCCCGCGUGAACACCGGGCGCAGAAAAGCGAGUGAGAACGCAGGCUCCCAGGACUGCCCCAGGAAAGGGAUUCGAUUCCAAGACGCAGACGUGGGCCAACCCAUGCUGACAAAACACGGCAGCAGCUUCCUGGAGGAAGCCCGAGGAGAAAUGAGGCACUUAGAAGACGUCGUCCAGUCCCAGAGAGGCCAGAUAGAAGAGUUGGAGCAGUUGGCGGAGAUCCUGAAAACUCAGCUGCGGAGGAAAGAAAAUGAGAUUGAGCUGUCUCUGCUUCAGCUUCGAGAACAGCAGGCUACAGAUCAAAGGUCAAACAUUCGGGACAACGUAGAAAUGAUCAAGCUUCAUAAGCAACUCGUGGAGAAAAGCAAUGCCCUUUCGGUGAUGGAAGGAAAAUUCAUUCAGCUUCAAGAGAAGCAGAAAACCCUCAGGAUCAGCCACGACGCCUUGAUGGCCAGUGGAGAGGAGCUGAACAAGCAGCUGAAGGAGCAGCGCUCCAGGUGCUGCAGCCUGGAGAAGCAGCUGCACGCCCGGGCCUUCUCUGAGCAGAGGGCGGACGAGCUGCAAGAUAGAAUUAAUGAUUUAGAAAAGGAGCGGGAACUUUUAAAGGAAAACUAUGAUAAACUUUACCACAGCGCCUUCAGCCCCGCCCCGGAGGAGCAGUGGAAGUUGAAGGAACAGCAGCUGCAAGUGCAGAUCGCUCAGCUCGAGACGGCCCUAAAAUCCGACCUAACAGACAAGUCCGAGAUCCUCGACAGAUUAAAAAGCGAGAGAGAGCAAAAUGAGAAACUCGUCCAAGAAAACAGAGAACUGCAGUUGCACUACCUCGAACAAAAGCAGCAACUUGACGAACUUAAGAACCGCAUGAAGUUUUACAACCAGGAGAGUGACAUCAAUGCUGAUGAGCUGAGCGAGGCGCUCCUGCUUAUAAAGGCUCAAAAAUCACAGAAAAAUGGAGACCUUUCCUUUCUAGAAAAAGUAGACAAUCAAGUUAAUAAAGACCUAGAACAUUCCCUGAGAGAGCUGCAAGCAACUCAUGCAGAAACAGUGCAAGAACUUGAAAAGACAAGGAACAUGCUAAUUAUGCAACAUAAAAUUAAUAAAGAUUAUCAGAUGGAGGUUGAGGCCGUGACCCAGAAGAUGGAGAAUCUGCAGCAGGAUUACGAACUCAGAGUGGAGCAGUACGUUCAUCUCCUGGACAUCAGGGCGGCGCGCAUCCAGAAGCUAGAAGCCCAGCUGAAGGACAUUGCCUACGGCACCAAACAGUACCGAUUCAAGCCAGAAAUCCUGCCGGACGACUCCGUGGACGAAUUCGAUGAGACCAUUCACUUGGAACGCGGCGAAAACCUCCUGGAAAUCCACAUCAACAAAGUAGCCUUUUCUUCUGAAGUUUUACAGGCGUCUGGCGACAGAGAGCCUGCCACUUUCUGUACCUACGCCUUCUAUGACUUCGAACUGCAGACGACCCCCGUCGUGCGGGGCCCUCACCCCGAGUACAACCUGACCUCCCGGUACCUGGUGCACGUCGACGACUUAUUCCUGCACUACAUUCAGAGGAACACGGUCACUCUGGAGGUCCACCAGGCCUACGGACCAGACUAUGAGACAAUUGCAGCAUGUCAACUGCGAUUCCACGAACUUCUAGAAAAAAGCGGCCGAAUAUUUUGCACGGCAGGUUUGGUUGGAACUAAAGGAGACAUCCCAAAUUUUGGCACAGUGGAAUACUGGUUCCAAUUAAGAGUUCCCGUGGACCAAGCAAUCCGGCUCUAUCGGGAGCGGGCAAAGGCUUUGGGAUAUAUAACAUCAAGUUUUAAGGGGCCAGAGCAAACACCGUGGUUGAGUCAACAAGCAUCCAGAACGGCUCAGCCCAGCUCUGCUGACUCCGGAGACGGCAGCCUGAACGAACUUCACGUCACCGUCCAGUGCUGUGCCCAGCUGCGGUCCCGCGCGGGCCAGCCUCAGCCACACCCCUAUGUUGUGUACAAGUUUUUUGACUUCGCCGACCACGAUACAGCCAUCAUUCCCAGCAGCAAUGACCCGCAGUUCGAUGAUCAUCGGUGUUACCCAGUGCCAAUGAACAUGGAUUUGGAUCGAUACCUUAAGUCAGAGUCUCUGAGUUUUUAUGUGUUUGACGAUAGUGAUACCCAGGAGAAUAGUUAUAUAGGAAAAGCCAAUGUGCCUCUGAUUUCCUUGGCACAUGACAGGUGUAUCUCAGGAAUAUUUGAGUUGGCAGACCAUGAAAAGCACCCUGCAGGAACCAUUCAUGUUACGUUGAAAUGGAAAUUUGCGUACCUCCCACCGAGUCAGUCCCUGCCUUCCGAAGAGUUAGGGAACGCCAUACACAAGGAAGAGUCGGAAGUUGCUCAGAGGCUGCCUCCAGCGUCCUCCGUGAGCACGCUAGUCGUGGCCCCAACCCCUAAACCAAGGCAGCGUCUCACGGCUGUCACGAAGAAGGUGUCCUUCGUGGACGAUGUCCCGCCACGUCAGGACGCUGAGAUUUCUGCUGCUCCUGAGGAUAAGAAGGAAGUGUCACGAGAAGUCGAGCAUACACCAGAAGUAGAUAUUAGCAGGCCAACUGUUUCACAUAUUUCUGAGGUGUCUCGAGACAGCGGUGCCGAUAAAACGAAAGAGGCUGCUGAGCAGGCGCAGCCGGGGAGGAGCAGUGACGUGUCUCUCCUGUCCCAGGGCCAGCUGGCAGAGCGCAGCGCGACCUCCUCGGAGGAUGACACAGAAGUAACCGAGGAGCUGGAACCGGAAGACGAAGAAAGCCAGUCAGCUUCCGACAGUGACGAGUGCGUCAUUCCGGGCCCCGUCUCCAAGCAAGCCAGGCAGACGUCAGAAAGGAUUCGGAUCGAGGUCAUAGCUCUGAGCCUCAGUGACCCCCGCGUGACGGCGGACGACGCCAUCCAGCGGCUCUUCGUGGAGUGCCGGUUCUACAGCCUCCCCGCCGAGGAGACGCCCGUGUCCCUCCCCAAGCCCCAGCGCGGGCAGUGGGUCUACUUCAACCACAGCCACGUGAUCCACGUGGAUAAAGAGAACAACCAAGCGAAGAGAGACGUCUUGAAAGCUAUACUGCAGAAACGAGACAUGCCCCACAGAAGCAUCCGCUUCACGGUGGUCAGCGACCCGCCCGAGGACGAGCAGGAGCUGGAGUGCGAGGACGUGGGCGUGGCCGCCGUGGACCUGGAGGCGGCCUUUCGGGAAGGGAGGGACCUCGUGGAGCAGGACAUCGACGUGUUGGACGCCCGGGCGGGCGGUGGAAGAAUCGGCCAGCUCCGGGUGACGGUCGAAGCGCUGCAGGCUCUCCGGUCUGUGUACGAGCAGUACAGGGACGACUGGGAGGCCUGAGCGACGGCUCCGGCUCCGGCGCGCCUCCUGCUCCCAAGUAAACCGCCCCCACCCCCCCCACCCCCCGUGCCAGCCCUGGGACGCGCAGUGUCUGGUCACUCCGGCGCCCACCAUCUGCAGCCCGUGGGGAGCGGGGAGGCCUGGCGCUGAAGCGUCCGAGUUUUGCGCACUCUUUCCCGUGUUUAUUUUUCUGUCCCCGCCUUCCCUCGCCCGCCACCCCUCAGGGUCUCGGGUCCCCACAGCGGGGACACCUGCUCCGUGAUUUAUACCUGCACGACAGCGUGAGAGAGUCCGCGUGCGUUCUCAACACUUUCUUAGGAGGUGCUGAAAUGCAAGUCCCGUUUUUAUUUUUAAUAAGCCAGCAGCAAACAUCGUAGAAAACCCGUGAAAAAGAAAUACUUUCAUGUGAUCCCUAAUCACCCCAGUAAGUGGAAUGCCUGUGAUUAGCCUCAUUAGGAGUUUUACACUGUGAAGAUUUUAUUAGAAGCAAUAUAUGAAAAUUACUUGGAUUAAUGUGUUAAUCCUCCUCUUUAAAAUGCUAAUAUCCACUUUAUGCACAGUACAGCUCAGUGUGCAUUUUCAUUGAUGCCUGCAGUUGCUAUCAAUUAAAUAUGAAGAAUGAGACUUGGCCCCAACUUACUAAAUUACUGCAAGUUUUCUGCUUUUCUCUCUUCAGAAUUGCAGUUCUUCCUGUUUGCACUGUUUUCAAUGACUUGUGCCGGCGAUGUGGACACUGGGGGCCGGGAACGUGUGGGCAGGGUGUGAAGAGGAGACAGACACAAGUGUGUGUACGAACUUCUACUUCGAACACCGAGCUUUGCACAGAGGAAGACCUUAUUAAAAGCAUGGCUCAAGAUGAUAUGCUCAGUUAGACCCGAAAGGAGUAUCUUUUUAUCGUUCUUUAAAUGUACAUCAAGCUUGUACAAUGCUGGGUGUGUAUCUGGAUAACCAGAUCCUCAAAAAGCCGCUCAGAAAGUUAAUUUUCUAGCUUUCGCCGGAUCUCGCUGAAGGAUUUAAUUGAUAUUUUUAAUGGAGCUGUGAAUCAGCACUGUGAAAGAAUUGUCUCUAGAGGUCUGGGCUAUAAUGCAUUUCAUUUUUUAAUUUACUUUUUUAUUUGUCGUUUUCUUCAAAGGAUUUUUAUAGGCUGUGGGUUUUCACUGUUUGCAAACAGGCUAUGUUCCUUCUUAAGCAUAUGUAAAGUAUUCAGGGAGAUAAGUAAUUUAUUAAAAUCUACCUAAUUUGCCGUGAUAUAUUAAAUCUCUGCUUCAGUGAUCACAGACCAUUUCAUUUAGAGAAUUAGGCAUUCCCUCUUUGUGUGAUUAAAGCUCUGGAAAAUGA
Phyllostomus hastatus (greater spear-nosed bat) is the source of this 5220-nucleotide messenger RNA. It is a transcript of the gene RPGRIP1L, whose product is annotated as RPGRIP1 like. The transcript has 26 exons. The coding region runs from base 76 to 3882 and encodes 1268 amino acids. Gene Ontology annotation, cellular component: photoreceptor connecting cilium. Gene Ontology annotation, biological process: non-motile cilium assembly; retinal rod cell development. The record is from RefSeq and is a predicted model, not a curated record. Gene Ontology annotation, molecular function: thromboxane A2 receptor binding. Lineage: Eukaryota; Metazoa; Chordata; Mammalia; Chiroptera; Phyllostomidae.